AUGGGGUGGCCGGGAGUGGGGUUGGCAAGAUCCUGGGGUGCAGGACAGGGGGUGACAGGGACCCCGGGGUGGCCGGGACCCCGGGGUGACAGGGACUGGGGGGACAGGGACUCCGGGGUGCAGGUUAUGGGGUGGCUGGGACCCCGGGGUGACGUGUAUGGGGUGGCCGGGAGUGGGGUUGGCAAGAUCCUGGGGUGCAGGACAGGGGGUGACAGGGACCCCGGGGUGGCCGGGACCCCGGGGUGA
Charadrius vociferus (killdeer) is the source of this 246-nucleotide messenger RNA. Its product is annotated as collagen alpha-1(VIII) chain-like. The transcript has a single exon. The record is from RefSeq and is a predicted model, not a curated record. NCBI's taxonomy places the organism in Eukaryota, Metazoa, Chordata, Aves, Charadriiformes, Charadriidae. Bases 1 to 246 code for a protein of 81 amino acids.